AUGACUACCCCCAGUGUUCUUACCUUUGACAUUGAGGUCUGGGUCGAUGAUCUCCAGCUGUUCCUCCAGUGCGAUAGGGCAGACGGCCUCUCUCUGUUCGACCUCACCUCUUGUGCCUCCCCUUCCCCGCCUGCUACUGCUGACAGCAAUGUUCGCUCACAGUGGGCGACACGCGAUGCUGCUACCCGUCUUGCUGUGCGUCGCCACUUACCGACCACUGAGCGUGUGCACUUUAGCCAGGACCACUUCCUUUCAGUUUGCCCCACCACUCUCACCGUUGACCUCCUCGAGGAGCACCUCCUAGUAGCAGAGAAGAGCAUAGUAGCUGUAGGAGCCUCUCGUGGUGACCCUCGCACCCCCGUCUUUGAGGGGUGUUCCCCCUCCCCCCUCUUGCCCUCUGUUGCUUCUAUUGUUGCUGCUGACCUCGUUGGUUUCUACGGGGUCGGCGCUGCGUCUGCCCCUAGCGGGAGACGCCGCACUGGCAAGGGCAAGGGGGGCAAGGGAACUGGAGGGGCUAGCGGAGGCGGUGGAGGUGGUGGUGGAGGCAGUGGAGGGAGUGGGGGUGGUGGUGGGAGUGGUGGCGGGGGUGACGGCGGCGGUGGCAGCAGUGGAGGCGGAGGAGGCGGCGGUGGUGGCAGAGGGAGCGGAGGCGGCGGAGGUGGCGGAGGAGGCGGAGGUGGCGGAGGCGGCGGAGGCGGCGGCGGUGGAGCGGGUCACGACUCUGCGCAGAGGAGUGGGUCCGGUGGUGGUCCGCGCCAGCAGCAGCAGCGCGGUCAUGAGACCCUGUCCCCUCAGCAGCUUCGUGAGUGGUACGCUGCGCGUCAGCGCGGUGGGGGUACUGGUCUUUGCACUUACGUCCUCCGUACCGGCGACCGCGCUGGUGAGCAGUGCGGGGGCCCGCACUCCACCCAGCGCUGCUUCGGCCGCUUGACGGACGCGUGGCGUCACCAGUUCCCUGAGGCGUCAGAGAUCCCUCGCUGGGGAGAUCUGUCUAGGGCGGGGGUUGCCAUCUUUGAUCUUGACUAUGAUGCUAUCCUUGCUGCCAUGUAUGGUGUGACUACUAGUGUUGAGUGUGACUGUUACCUGUGUGUACCGCCUGACCCGGGGAUUGAGGCCAUUGCGCUAGGUAAUGGUAAGGCUGCUGCUCUAGGUGCUAGUGCGCCUGCUGCCCUAGGUGCUAGUGCGUCUGCUGCCCCAGGUGCUGGUGAGUCUGCUCUCUCAGGUACUAUGUCGGCUCAGGCCUUACACACCUUCACCCUUGACUCGGGUGCGUCCCGCUCCUUCUUUCGAGACCGCACCACGCUUACGCCGCUUAGUCGGCCGGUUGCAGUCUCCCUGGCGGACCCCUCUGGGGGUCCUGUCCUUGCUAGCUUCUCAACUAUCUUACUGUGCCCGGCAGCCCCCUCUGGUACCCUGUCAGGUCUCUACCUCCCCUUGUUCUCUACGAACUUGGUGGAGGAUGUUUCUCUCGAUUUUUAUCCAAUCUAG
This is a messenger RNA of Closterium sp. NIES-65, 1488 nucleotides long. NCBI's taxonomy places the organism in Eukaryota, Viridiplantae, Streptophyta, Zygnematophyceae, Desmidiales, Closteriaceae. The record is from the annotation of a GenBank genome assembly.